Messenger RNA from Gymnodraco acuticeps, 626 nucleotides. It is a transcript of the gene nmbb, whose product is annotated as neuromedin Bb. The record is from RefSeq and is a predicted model, not a curated record. The transcript is spliced from 3 exons. Gene Ontology annotation, molecular function: neuromedin B receptor binding; neuropeptide hormone activity. Gene Ontology annotation, biological process: positive regulation of hormone secretion; neuropeptide signaling pathway. Gene Ontology annotation, cellular component: neuron projection. NCBI's taxonomy places the organism in Eukaryota, Metazoa, Chordata, Actinopteri, Perciformes, Bathydraconidae. The coding region runs from base 41 to 445 and encodes 134 amino acids.
CAUUUGUGCCCUGGAGAACAGUUCGCCACUUCGCGCUGAGAUGAGAGGGUUUACUCUGAAUAACGUUUGCCAGUGUGGCUUAUUUGCUUAUCUCGUCUUCUUUUCUUUCAUGACUUUUACCGUCGCUGUCAGUUUCGACCUGACUGAGCUAAGGAAUAAAGUUGCUAAAAUCAAAGUGAAUCCAAGAGGGAAUCUUUGGGCUACAGGACAUUUCAUGGGGAAGAAGAGCGUGAUGGAUCCCCCCCUGCUGCCCUCAGUGGAGAGGCAGGGGGUUGAUGCUCUGGAAGUCUCUCUGCCCGCUGAGCAGAGCACCCUCACGGAGCUUGUCCACCAGUUCCUGCGGGUGGCGUUGCAAGAACAGGUGGAUACACAAGAGAGAAGCACGACAAAUCCGGAGGACGUGUUGAUGAAGAUUAUAGAAAGCUACAUCCAAAGCAGAAAGUGAUACAGAGGAUGUCAGGCUCGCAUGAACACGGAUCCGAGGUCACCUGGCCUCAUGGGUUAAAAUAAAUACAUUAGACACAGUUUACUGUCUCUUGCUCAUCAUGAUUGUAAUUACCUGUAACUGUCAUACUGUUCGUGUGCCAUCGGAAAUGCACGUACAUUUAUUUAUUUUGAUGAUGAUA